Messenger RNA from Dentiscutata erythropus, 185 nucleotides. The record is from the annotation of a GenBank genome assembly. NCBI's taxonomy places the organism in Eukaryota, Fungi, Glomeromycota, Glomeromycetes, Diversisporales, Gigasporaceae.
AAUCUGAUGUUGUCGAAAUUGAGCCUAUAAGUGAUGCAAAAGAAAGUACUAGAAUAAAUAAGAAGAAGUGUGGAAUUUGUGGUUUGAGAGGCCGCAAUACGCGUACCUGUUCUGCAGAAUCCGACGCUGAGUUAGAAUCUAAUAAUGAUACCGAAGAAAUUAGCAGGAAUAAGCGAAAAUGUAGA